AUGCCCUCUUCCUCCCCCUCGUUUGUGCCGGUGGAGGAGGAGAUGAGGAACUGGGCGGAGCUGCCGUUGGACGCGAUCUCAACCAUCCUCCGCAAGCUCGACCACGUCAACAUCCUGAUGGGGGCCGGCCAGGUGUGCCGCUCCUGGCGCGGCGCCGCCCGCGACGAGCCCGAGCUAUGGCGCCGCAUCAACAUGCUUGGCCACGCCGACCUCUCCCCCGAGCUCAACCUCCACGGGAUGGCGCAGGCCGCCGUCCGCCGCAGCGCGGGAAGGUGCGAGGCGUUCUGGGGCGAGUACACCGACGACCACGACUUUCUCCUCUUCCUCGCUGACCAGGCACCUUCUCUUAAGAGUCAUCGCCUCAUUUCUCGCUAUAAUUUUGAUGUACUCAAGGAGAUGAUAGUGAAAUUCCCUUUGCUCGAGGAGCUCGAGCUUUCAUUGUGUUCAGAUGUGGGUGAGAGUGGUGUGUUUGGGGUUGUUGGCAAAGCAUGCCCACAACUGAAGCACUUCAGACUGAAUAAGGACGUGUUCUAUGAUUUUGAAGCUUGCGACAAUGACAGGGAUGACGAAGCCAUGGGGAUUGCAAUUAUGCAUGAGUUACGCUCUUUGCAGUUAUUUGCCAAUCGCCUGACCAAUAAAGGACUGACAGCCAUCCUGGAUAAUUGCCGCCACCUUGAGUCCCUUGACAUUCGUCACUGCUUCAAUGUCAGCAUGGACAACACCCUGCGUGCAAAAUGUGAUAGGAUAAGCACAUUGAGGCUUAUCCUGCCAAGAUAA
Triticum turgidum subsp. durum (durum wheat) is the source of this 777-nucleotide messenger RNA. The record is from the annotation of a GenBank genome assembly. Lineage: Eukaryota; Viridiplantae; Streptophyta; Magnoliopsida; Poales; Poaceae.